Molecule: messenger RNA, 1566 nt
Organism: Halichondria panicea
Lineage: Eukaryota; Metazoa; Porifera; Demospongiae; Suberitida; Halichondriidae
Product: TNF receptor-associated factor 4-like
Exons: 1
Coding region: 139-1464 (441 amino acids)
Biological process (GO): regulation of apoptotic process; signal transduction
Molecular function (GO): zinc ion binding; protein binding
Source: RefSeq, a predicted model, not a curated record
AUACAUAUACUAUACUGUGAAACGCAAGAAUAACAUGCAGCGAGAAGGUUUUUAAUAUUGAGUAUAAUUUCAGUGUCAAAAGAGACGACACAGUGACACCCUCUUCAGGUACGAAAAGACAAGACUAUCAAGAAAAUAAUGGCAGCACUGAACCCCAAUAACCAGCAACAAGAUGACAAGAGAAUAAUAGGAUUUGAUUGUGAGUUUGUGAAGCCACCACCUUCGGAAUUUGUCCAGUCAGAGUGUCCAGUUUGUCUCCAGAUCAUUCGAGAGCCCCACCAGGUCACAUGCUGUGGAAAGAAGUUUUGUAAAGCUUGUAUUGAACACAUCAUAGUAAUUCGAAAGCUGUGCCCAACUUGCAACGAGAAAUUUUCAAGUUUUGCCGACAAAGCUUUGAAACAAUCGCUCUACAGUUUAAAAGUUCAUUGCAGUCACCAGAAAGACGGGUGUGAGUGGACGGGGGAACUGAGACAGCUUGAUGAGCACCUCAACACAGAUCCACAGCCAAAACGACUCGAUAGAUGUCAGUUUGUCGAGAUCGAUUGCAUCUUUAAUUGUGGGGACAAAUUGCAGGUAAGAAACAUUGAAAAUCACCAAAGUGAGGAUUGCCCCAAACGACCAUUUGGUUGUGAGCACUGCCAUAGUUACGAGUCUACCUUUGAUGAUGUCACCAACAACCACUGGCCUAUGUGUGGGUCCUUCCCUGUCCCCUGCCAUAACCAGUGUGGUUCAACUAUCCAACGUCAAAAUAUAGACAGCCAUGUUACCGAUGAGUGCCUCCUGACCACCAUCAACUGUGACUUCCACCACGUAGGCUGUGUUAUGAAACUUCCUCGACAAGACAUGCCAGAACACCUGAGAGAGAACCUACUCAUACACAUAUCUCUAUUAGCCACUAGUCAUGCCAAGCAACAAGCGGACAUUGCUACUUUAGUAGAAGAGAAUAAACAACUAACGAUGAAAAUUAUUGAGUUGAUGCCAUUGCAACAAAUGAUCAUCGUGAACUCCAAACCUCCUCUUGGUGCCCCUGUCCUUACAGUGACCAACUUCCAACAGCACAAGAGAGAUGCCGAUAUUUGGUUCUCCCCUCCAGUCUACACCUACCAUCAGGGCUACAAGAUCUGUCUCUGUGUGUAUGUUAACGGUGAAGGCAAAGGUAAAGGAACACAUGUCUCUGUGGGUGUGCACUUUAUGAGAGGAGAGUUUGACAGUUCUCUGAUAUGGCCGUUUCGUGGUGCGAUUUCAUAUCAACUACUGGACCAAGUCAAUGGCAAGGAUCAUAAAACAGGCACACUCACUUAUAGUGACAAAACACAUAACAAGUACUGUGGCAGAGUGACAGAGGGAGAGAUAUCACCAAGUGGGUGGGGAAGACCACAGUUCAUUGCUCACUCUGAACUGGAGCCCAAGUAUUUACGAAACGACACCCUUCUUUUUCAAAUAAACAAAGUAGAACUUAAGUAGUUACUUAGAAGAGUGAUAAAUAGUUAUACACAAACAUAUAUACCAGACGUACGUGCAUGGUAUAGAGACAAAUUAAAAUUAUAUGUACUGACUAUACAAUAA